AUGCCUGUGAAUUCGACAACUGUUAUACAAAUAACGUACAAUGGAAUCAUACGGGAUGAUAUGAUCGGUUUUUACAGAAGCUCAUAUUUUUCUGAAACUGGUGAUAUAAAAUGGUUAGCUGCGACACAAUUCCAAACUACUCAUGCAAGACAUGCUUUUCCUUGUUUCGAUGAACCAAAUUUAAAAGCUAAUUUUACCAUCAUUAUUCGUCGGCCCAAAUCGUACACAAGUUUAAGUAAUAUGCCUCUCAAAAGAACAGUAACAAUUACCGAUGAACUACAAUCAGAUACUUAUGAAAGCAGUAUCCCAAUGUCGACUUAUCUCGUAGCAUUUGUCGUGACCCCUGAUUUCAAAUCUAACCGAGAUGAAGAAAAUAACAUAACAAUUUGGACUCAACCAUUAGCUGUAAAUUUAACUAACUACGCAUUGAAAGUUGGUUACCAUGCACUAAAUUAUUUUACUAGUCUAUUCAAUGAAAGUUAUCAAAUAGAAAAAAUGGAUAUGAUAGCAGUGCCAGAUUUUUCAGCUGGAGCUAUGGAAAAUUGGGGUCUCAUAACCUACCGAGAAAAUUACUUACUCUAUGAUGUAACAGAAUCUUCGGAUAGUGCACAGCAAAAAGUAGCGUCUACGAUUGUUCAUGAGUGCGCUCAUAUGUGGUUCGGAAAUUUAGUCACCCCGGAAUGGUGGGGGUAUUUGUGGCUCAGUGAGGGGUUUGCUAAUUAUUACCAAUACUUUGUCACAUCUCUGAUUGAACCUGACUGGGCGAUGGAUCAACAAUACAUUGUAGAUCACCUCCAAUCAGUACUUCAAAAUGAUGGAUUAGAAUCAUCGAAACCGAUGACCAGACAAGUCAAUUCUACAUCAGAUAUUUCUACAACGGGUGAUACAAUAACUUAUUCAAAGGGUGGGAGUAUUUUACGAAUGAUGAAUUUAGUUUUGGGAUCAGAUAUUUUCAAUUCUGCUAUUCAGAAUUACAUUAAAACAAAAAAAUAUCAAUCAGCUACUCCGAAUGAUCUUUGGAAGUCAUUCCAACAACAACUUGAUUCAAGUAACAAAAGCCUUCCUGCAUCCGUCGAAACAAUAAUGACUUCAUGGACGAGUCAAUCUGGCUACCCCAUCGUAACAGUUACAAUCCAAAAUAAUACAGCUCAAUUACGGCAAGAACGUUUUUCGAUAAGAAAUGAAUCAGCUGACGAUAAUUCAACCUGGUGGAUUCCUUUGACUUGGUCCACGAAAUCAGAACAUAAUUUCGAAAUAACUUCAUCACGAUAUUGGUUGAGCGAAAAAAAUUCAGUGAUUAAAUUAAAUACAUCGGAUGAAUGGAUUAUUUUUAAUAUCAAACAAUCUGGUUUUUAUCGAAUAAAUUACGAUCAACAAACAUGGGAUCGCAUUAUUAACCUGUUGAACAGCGAUUCGUUCAAAGAAAUAAGUGUGAUUAAUCGAGCCGCUAUUAUUGAUGACUUAUUAAAUUUAGCACGGGCUGGUCUUAUUGAUUAUUCUACUGCUUUAAGCGGACUUAAAUAUCUUAGGAAGGAAACAGAAUACUUACCUUUUAAAUCAGCACUUACUGGACUUGAGUACUUACACAAACGUUUUAUUGGUCAAGAAAACUAUCAACUAUUUGCUGAAUUCAUCUUAAAUUUAAUAUCUCCAAUGUACAACCGCUUAAACUUUAAGGAUGAUAUUAAUGAUGAUCGACUUACUGUGUUACUUCGAGCAGAACUUAACAAAUGGGCUUGUGAACUAGAUUAUAAAAAAUGUGUUGAUAAAUCAUUAAAUUAUUUUACAGAUUGGAUGAAAAAUUCUUCUAAAACCAUUCCGAAAAAUUCAAAGAACAUCGUAUUCUGUACGGCUGCAAGACUGAGCUCUACUGGAAAUACUGAUUUAAUUCCUGAAUAUACGCUAGAUAAAUUGUUAAGUAACUUUACGAUAGAAACUCCAAUGAUUUUAGAGGCACAAGCUUGCUCAAGGAAUAAUACUGUUUUAAAACGGGUAUCAAAAAUAAUACUAGAAGGAUUCGAAAGUAGUAAAGUUCGAAAACAAGACGGGAUAUAUUUUUUUAGAUCUGUUGCGCAAUCGAGUCCAUUUGGCGCUGAAUAUAUUCUCGAAUUUAUUAAUGAUCAUUAUGAUGAAUUACUGGAUUAUUUGGGAAAUAUUAAUUCAAUUGCCGAUAUUAUCUCACUUGCAUCUCAGCAAUUUUCAAGUAAAAAUCUCGUCAAUAAAUUAGAAACAUUCAUAACAAAUAACAGCAUAAUAUUAGAUCCAAUCAUCGAUUCACUAAACUCAUCCUUAAAACUUUCUCAAUUUGAACUUAAUUUUUACGAAAAAAAUUCACCUCUAAUUAUUCCAUGGAUUGAAGAAUAUAAUACAAAAUUAAAUGGAAAUUCUGGUGAAAAAUCAAACGAAUAUCGACUCCCCACAAAUAUAGUGCCAAAAAAAUAUACCGUCAAAUUGACACCAUUUAUCGAACCAGGAAACUUUACAUUCAAAGGCUAUGUUGAAAUAAUUGCUUACAUUGUAAAUUCGACUAAUAAAGUCGUUUUACACAUUGAUGAUAUUAACUACGAAACUGUUGCUCUUAGUGUCGACGAUAAACAGAUUAAAGUAAACUCAACAGCAGAAGAUAAGAAAUGGUUAGCAGCCACCCAUUUAGAACCAGUUGGAGCUAGAAGAGUAUUUCCUUGUUUCGAUGAACCAGGUUUAAAAGCUACUUUCGAAUUAAGUGUUAGCCGUCCAGCCGACUACAAAGCUAUAAGUAACACUUUAUUGAAAUCCACCGUUAAAGACGGUGAUCGGUAUAUCGAUACUUUUGAACCAACUCCAAACAUGUCAACGUAUUUAGUAGCUCUUAUUGUAUCAGAUUUCAAUUCAAUCAGUCAUGAUAAGCUUUUCUCUUCAUGGGCACGACCGAACGCCAUUAUCCAAGCCAAUUAUUCAUCUUCAAUAAUUAAACCAAUAGUUAAUUUCUUCGAAAAAGCCUUAGGUCACUCUUAUCAACUGCCUAAAUUAGACAUGAUUGCGUUACCUGAUUUUGCAUCAGGUGCUAUGGAAAAUUGGGGUCUCAUAACCUAUCGUGAAACAAACAUGCUGUAUCAUCCUGAUUAUUCGCCUAUAACAUCGAAACAAGCUAUUGCAAACGUUGUUGCUCAUGAAAUAGCUCAUCAGUGGUUUGGAAAUUUAGUCAGUCCUCAUUGGUGGAGUUAUAUUGAACCUAGUUGGGGACUAGAAUUUCAAUUUGUUGUUGAACAACUCCAAACAUCGUUUUCUGCAGAUAGUUUUCCUUCAUCUCAUCCCAUGUCUCACAAUGUAAAUAGUCCGGCUGAAAUUUCAAAUAUUUUUGAUACAAUAUCAUACUCAAAAGCCGGAAGUAUUCUACGUAUGAUUGAGAAAAAUUUUGGAUCUAACUUAUUUUACGCGGCACUUAAUGAUUACUUAGGCAUGAGAAAUUACUCAGAUGCAAUACCGGAACACUUAUUUACCGCUUUUCAAAAGCAAACAGACAAAGCAAAUAUGAAUUUAAAUAUUACAACUAUUUUGAACUCUUGGACAACUCAACCAGGAUUUCCAGUAGUUAAUGUCAAAAUUUUUAAUCAAACUGUUACGUUGUCACAAGAGCAGUUUCUAUUACAAAAUCCGGAUAACAUAUCAGUGAACAAAACUUGGUGGAUUCCUAUCAGUUGGACUUCCAAUGAAAAUUCUGAUUUUAAUUCAACUAUUACCAAAUAUUGGUUUUAUAAAUCUAAUGAUUCUGUUAAAAUAAAUACUACUUCCGCUAAGUGGAUUAUUUUUAAUGUUCAACAAUCUGGAUAUUACCGAGUUAACUAUGACACUGAUUCAUGGUCGCAUAUCACCCAGGCUCUUAAAAGCUCAGAAUUUGAAAAAAUUCAUGAAAUAAACCGCGCAUCAAUACUUGAUGAUGCACUGAAUCUUGCUCGUGCUGGCUACCUUGACUAUUCGAUAGCCUUAAACAUAACUCAAUAUCUAACACAAGAAGUAAAUUACAUACCGUGGAGAGCUGCAUUCAAUAAUCUUUUAUUUCUACAUCAAAAAUUUGUCGGAACAAAUAUCUACGACUUGUUUAAAACUCACAUUUUAACGAUACUGGAUCCUGUUUACAAUAAACUAAGUUUCAAUGAAAAUCAUAACAAUGAUACUCACUAUGAUAAACUUUUAAGAAGAUAUAUAAUUAAUUGGGCUUGUGAAUUGGGUGUUGAAGAUUGCAUUAAAAAUUCUAUAGCAUUAUUUUCUAGAUGGAAAUCGAGCAACACGCAAUUAGUUCCUGUUAACCUGCGAAGUACCGUGUAUUGCACUGCAAUAAAAUAUGGUACCGACGAGGAUUGGGAGUUUUUGUGGAACAAAUACCAAACAGUUAAUUUCGCUCAUGAAAAAGUAGUUAUAAGUAGUGCUCUUGGAUGUUCGAAAAAUAAAAAUAAACUAGAUAAAUUAUUGUCAAGUGCCAUUUCUAAAAAUUCAGGUAUAGGAUCUCAAGAUAGUUUGACUGUUUUUGCGUCAGUAUAUAGCUCUGGUUUAUUUGGAGCCGAACAUGCUCUAAACUUUGUUGAUAAAUAUUAUGAUGCCAUGUUAAAUUACUACGGAAAACAUGACACAAUUGCAGCAAUUUUGAACGAUAUAUCAUCUCAAUUUUCAACAAAAGACUUAGUUGAAAAAUUCAAAAAUUUUAUCUCCAGCAAAAAAAAGAAUCUAUCAGCAAUCGAAGAGUCUCUUAAAUCUUACUUGUCUCGUGCUUACAAAGAACUUGAUUGGUACAACAAUUACAGUCCUCAAAUAUUUGAGUGGCUUGAUAAAACUUACCCAAAUUCAGACUACCGUCUUUCAAAAAAUAUUUAUCCUUCAUCUUAUAAGAUUUAUCUCACUCCUUAUUUCGAUAAUUUCACAUUUGACGGCCGAGUUGAAAUCAAUAUUAGCGUAAUGCAAAACACUUCAAGCAUCGUUUUGCACGCAAAUAACUUAACCAUAAAAGAAAUAAGUGUAUCAGAAAAUUCUCUCGAAGGAAAUUCUCUCACAGUAUCCAGUUAUUUAAUUAAUUCAACAACUCAUAAAUUUACCAUCUAUCUAUCAUCUACUGUUAACGAUGGAUCGAAUUUAACUGUUAAUGUUGAAUACACUGGAAUUCUCAAUGAUAAAAUGGAAGGAUUUUAUCGUAGUUACUACAAAGAUGACAAUGGGAUUUCUCACUGGUUAGCAACGACGCAAUUUGAAAAAUUCGGAGCUCGACAAGCUUUUCCAUGCUUUGAUGAACCAAUAUUUAAAGCUAAAUAUAAAAUUCAUAUUCAACGACUCAAUAAUUAUCAUUCACUUAGUAAUAUGCCGUUAAAUAUAUCCUUACCGUCAGAGAAAUUUAAUUGGACAUGGGAUUAUUAUGAAGAAAGCGUACCUAUGUCCUCUUACCUAGUGGCAUUUAUAAUUUCUGAUUUUGAGUCGUAUCCAAAUUUUCAUGAAAAUUUCACAGUUUGGUCUCGUCCAAAUGCAGUUCAAUACACUUCUCAUGCUUUGGAUUUUGGACAAAAGGCAUUACAAUUUUUAGAAAAUUACACAGGAAUAUCCUAUCCAAUAAAAAAAAUGGACUUAGUCGCGAUUCCUGACUUUGCUGCCGGCGCAAUGGAAAAUUGGGGACUUGUUACUUUCAGAGAAUAUGGAUUAUUAUCAAAAGAAAAUAUAACUACAACUUAUUAUAUGAGAUAUUUAAACACUGUGAUCGCGCAUGAACUUGUUCACAUGUGGUUUGGAAAUUUAGUUACUUGCGAUUGGUGGGAAUAUCUUUGGCUUAACGAAGGAUUUGCGCAAUAUCUUGAAUGGAUUGUAACUGAUUCGAUUUUCCCAGAAGCUCAAUUGAUGAAACAAUUUUCUGUGUAUGAAAUUCAACCAGCAUUAUUAAAAGACUCGUAUAUUCACAUGCGACCCAUGAAUAAUAAAAUGAAAAAUCCGUAUGACGACGGUAAAGACUUUACUUCGAUUGUCUACGGAAAAGCUGCAAGUGUUAUUCACAUGAUCAAGUAUGCAGUUGGAGAAGAUAUAUUCAAAAAAUCGUUGCACAAUUAUCUUGAUAACAAUAAAUUUAACACUAGCAAGCCAGAAUAUUUGUGGUCAGCUUUGCAAAUGAAUAUUAAUCAAACAACAGGGAUAAAUGAAACUAUUUUCACUUUAAUGGACUCAUGGGCUAGUCAGGCAGGGCAUCCUGUAGUCCAUGCACAUGUUACAGCUGGAUCACUUUUUCUUGAACAAGUACGUUUUCUGAUAUCAGGUCGUAAUAAUUCAGCUAAAGAAUUAUAUUGGAUACCUAUAACAAUAACAUCUAAAUCAAGUGCUAACUUUUCACAUACUUCUCCCACUCUCUGGUUUGGAACACGUGGAACAACAACUGAUAAAUUUAAUCUUACAGACGAAUGGUUUAUUAUAAAUGUUAAUCAGGUUGGAUUUUAUCGAGUAAAUUAUGAUACAAACAAUUGGAACUAUUUGAUUGAUGCAUUAAUAUCGGAGGAUAAUUUUGGUGGCAUUCCAGAAAUAAACAGAGCUCAGAUAAUAGAUGAUUUGCUUAUUUUAGCAAGAGCUGAUUAUGUUGAGUACGAGAUUGCACUUCGUGCUACAACGUAUUUGAUAAAAGAAAAAAAUCAUCUUCCGUGGAAAUCCUUUUUGAAUUCCGUGCAAUUUCUUAUAGAACGAUUUGAUGGUAACCAAAAAAUAACUAGUAGUUUGAAAGAGUACGUUUUGAAGUUGAUUGAACCAAUUUAUGAAGAACUGGGUUUUGAAGAUAAAGCCAAUGAUACAGAUUUGGAUAAAUUAAAUAGGCAAAUUAUUUUAUUUUGGACAUGUCGAUUUGGUCAUGCCAAGUGCAUAGAAAAAGCUAAACAGAUAUUCGAUGCAUGGCGAGUUAACGAGACGUACUUUAUUUUUCCCAAUGCGAAACCAGCAGUUUGGUGCACAGCUCUAAAACACGGUGAUUUUGAUGACUGGGAAUUAAUGUGGCAAGAAUACCGUGCAUCAAAUUUUGAAUCAGAAAAAGUUAUGAUUUUAAGUGCACUUGGAUGUUCACAAAAUUCAACCGCUAUCAAAAAAUAUCUAACUCAUGCAGUUUCAUCAGAUGGUUCAAUUCGUGACCAAAAUUUCGUAAAUGUUUUCUCAUCUGUUUAUUCUGCUGAAAAGUAUGGUGUUGAUCUAUCAAUUGAAUUUUUUAUAAAUAAUUACACUUCUAUUUAUAAAUUUUACAAAAAAUGGGGUUCUGUAGCUGAUUUAUUUUCAAACAUAGUUUCGAAAGUAUCAACUGAAGAACAGAUCCAGAAGCUUAUCUCUUUUGUUAUGGAACAUGAAGAAGAAUUUGAAGAAAUCCGUAGUACGUUAGAUGAAUCGAUCAUUAACGCUAGAAUGAUGUUGAAUUGGAGUCAGUUCCACUAUGGAAAAAUUUUAGACUGGUUAACUAACGAAAAUUCAAUAGAGUCAUGGGGCAGUCGAUAUAGUUCAUCUGGAACAGCAAACGCUAUAGAACCGCUGUCAUUAAUUAUCAUUUUAAUUAGCAGUGUAAUUUUAUUAUAG
Cotesia congregata is the source of this 7548-nucleotide messenger RNA. NCBI's taxonomy places the organism in Eukaryota, Metazoa, Arthropoda, Insecta, Hymenoptera, Braconidae. The record is from the annotation of a GenBank genome assembly.